UAUGCUCACUAUUGGCUACUCCCUCUAAGCCCCGCCCUCUUUGAGCCCUUUAAAUCGCCAGCACGGCGGCCCAUAAUCUACCUCUCUCCGUCUGCGCGGGUUCACUGCUGUUUACGUGCCACAAUGGGGAAAGAGAAGAUUCACAUUAACAUCGUGGUCAUUGGCCAUGUCGACUCCGGGAAAUCCACCACUACCGGCCACUUGAUCUAUAAGUGCGGCGGGAUCGAUAAGAGAACCAUCGAGAAGUUCGAGAAAGAAGCGGCAGAGAUGGGUAAAGGUUCCUUUAAAUAUGCCUGGGUACUGGACAAGCUGAAGGCAGAGCGGGAGCGGGGCAUCACCAUUGAUAUCUCACUAUGGAAGUUUGAGACUGGCAAGUUCUACAUAACCAUCAUUGAUGCCCCCGGGCACCGUGACUUCAUCAAGAACAUGAUCACCGGCACUUCUCAGGCGGACUGUGCAGUACUUAUUGUGGCUGCUGGCGUUGGGGAGUUUGAAGCUGGGAUUUCAAAGAACGGACAGACUCGUGAGCAUGCCCUUCUUGCCUUUACGCUGGGAGUCAAGCAGUUAAUCGUUGGCGUGAACAAGAUGGAUUCCACAGAGCCUCCUUACAGUGAGAAAAGGUUUCAAGAAAUAACAAAGGAAGUUAGCACCUACAUUAAGAAGAUUGGUUAUGACCCCAAAACUGUUGCCUUUGUGCCAAUUUCUGGCUGGCAUGGAGACAAUAUGCUGGAACCUAGCAGCAAAAUGCCAUGGUUCAAAGGCUGGAAGAUUGAAAGAAAAGAAGCAAAUGCCAGUGGAAUUACCCUCUUAGAAGGUCUGGACUCAAUUAUUCCCCCCAGCCGUCCAGUAAACAAACCUCUACGCCUUCCCCUGCAAGAUGUGUACAAGAUUGGAGGAAUUGGAACAGUUCCAGUAGGAAGAGUGGAGACUGGACUCUUGAAGCCCGGAAUGGUGGUGACAUUUGCACCUGGAAACUUGACAACAGAAGUAAAGUCUGUGGAAAUGCAUCAUGAAGCUCUACAGGAAGCUUUACCUGGGGACAAUGUUGGCUUUAAUGUUAAGAAUGUAUCUGUUAAGGAUAUCAGGAGAGGCAAUGUUGCUGGUGAUAGCAAGAAUGACCCACCAAUGGAAGCUGGCAGUUUCACAGCUCAGGUAAUCAUCCUCAAUCACCCAGGACAGAUAAAUGCUGGCUAUGCCCCAGUUCUGGACUGUCACACUGCUCAUAUAGCUUGCAAGUUUGCAGAGCUGAAGGAAAAAAUUGACCGUCGAUCAGGCAAGAAACUGGAGGAAAACCCCAAAAGCUUAAAAUCAGGCGAUGCUGCACUUGUUGAGAUGAUUCCUGGAAAACCAAUGUGUGUGGAAACCUUCAAUAAUUAUGCUCCUCUUGGUCGCUUUGCUGUUCGUGACAUGAGGCAGACGGUAGCUGUUGGUGUUAUUAAAGCUGUAGAAAAGAAGGCAGCAAGCAGUGCUAAGGUGACCAAAGCUGCAGUGAAAGCUUUGAAGAAAUGAGGUCUUCCAUUCUGAGAAUAACUUAUUUUUGUGCUGAGAUUGUUUAAUAAAAUGCAAAGU
Molecule: messenger RNA, 1569 nt
Organism: Hyla sarda
Lineage: Eukaryota; Metazoa; Chordata; Amphibia; Anura; Hylidae
Product: elongation factor 1-alpha, oocyte form
Exons: 7
Coding region: 124-1509 (461 amino acids)
Biological process (GO): translation; translational elongation
Molecular function (GO): GTP binding; translation elongation factor activity; GTPase activity
Source: RefSeq, a predicted model, not a curated record